This is a messenger RNA of Helobdella robusta, 1029 nucleotides long. RefSeq lists its product as hypothetical. Lineage: Eukaryota; Metazoa; Annelida; Clitellata; Rhynchobdellida; Glossiphoniidae. The record is from RefSeq and is a predicted model, not a curated record. The coding region runs from base 1 to 1029 and encodes 342 amino acids. The transcript is spliced from 7 exons.
AUGCAAGAAUCCAUAGUUCGUUACGAUUUAGUAACAUUUAAAAAUCUUAAAAAUAAGUAUGUGACGGAUUGCAAGUUGGAAGUUGAAUUAGUGAUAGAUCCGGCAUUUACGGCUUCCCUCACUGACUGGGUUGGCCUGUUCAAAGUUGGCUGGCUCCAAUCAGAUGAAAGAAUUCUGGCAAAGUAUGUCAAGGAACUGAAUCCUGAUAGCAAGGAGAGCUUCAUUUUUCAGCUUGAUGUUGAAAAACUCGAAGUGGAUGAGACAGAAUUUUAUCAUUUCUGUUAUGUGACAUCAGACGAUAGAUUAGCUGGCAUUAGUAAAGUUUUCCAGUUCAUAGUUGAUGAUUUUGAAGUCAUUGAUGACACUUCUAUGCUAACAGUUCCCAACGAAAGUCGAUGUAGUCUGGUUGAUAUGAAAAGUGUUGAUGUUGUUAAAAGCCUAAAUAUCCAAGGUGAUUCUUCACUGACAACAAAAUUUAAAGAGUUGGAGUGUGAGAAUGAUAAACUAAAGUCUCAAGUUGAUGAAUUGCUUUCAGAAAAAUUUGUGUUAGAAGAAGAAGUAAAGUUAUUAAAAGAACAACAACCACUCCCGGACAACAACAACAACUCACAAAAUGACAUCAUCAACAGCAGCAACAACAACAACAGCACAAGUAUUGAAAUAGUUGAAAAGUUGCAAAGAGAUAAUGAAAAAUUGAGUGAGAGAUUGAGAGAACUGGAGAUUGAAAAUAAAAGAAUAAAGUUAGAUUCUACUAGGAGUGUCUUACCACAUCAGGAAGAAGUACGAGCAACAGCUCCAAGAUCGUUUUCAUUCAUGGAUAGUUAUUUCACUGACAAUAAUGACAACAACGGCAUCCUUAAUUUCGAGGCACAGCAAAACAUCAAUAACAUCAACAACAACGCAAUGAUUCCACCAACAUCGGCGGAGAUAGCUAGGCCUAUUGGUUUCAGUUUUCCUAAUAGUGAAUACAUCAAUAACAACUUUCCUGCUUACAAUAAUAACAUCAACGUGCAGACUUAUGUACAUUGA